AUGGAUAAAGAACAGUGCGGAGAAUGUAAACAAACCGUCAACGAUCUAGAGCCGAUCCGUUGCGGAUUUUGUGAAACUAGCUUCCACAUCAAUCAACAAUGCUGUGGUUUUAACAGCCGAGUGUGCAAAGAUCUGCUCACACAAGGCAAAAUGAUGUUCUUUUGCCCAAAGUGUAGGGAAAUGCUAAAUGGCCGUUCCAUUUCCUCGUACGUAGCAGAUUUGCAAUUGAACAAUACAACACAACCGCCUCCGCUCGCCGAACUACCUGCCCAGGUUCAAAAAUUAUUCGAGGUGGUCGAUGGUUUGAGCAAAAAAAUUGAAAAUUUGCCCUACAAGCCGAUGAAUAUUGAUCCAGCAACUCCUGUGAACACAAAUGCCACUCCUGUCUGGCCAAGCAAAAGCUUGAAACGUCGUCGAACUGAGCGGGUUCCAAUACCAAUUCAAUCUGAUCGUGGCGAAAGUAAUAUCGACCUUAGUGAUUUAUCCGUUCCAACUGUCGCUGCUGCCGUAACACAAAAGCGCUUCUGGCUGUACUUGUCCGGGCUGAACCCACAACACACCGCAGGGAGCCCAAAUUGUGUCUGGUACUACUAUCAGAACGUCCGCGGAUUACGUACCAAAAUCGACGAGUUCUAUCUAGCGACAAUUGACUGCAAUCUCGACGUGAUCCUGCUGACGGAGACCGGACUGGACGAUCGUAUCAAUUCGCAACAACUGUUUGGUGACUCAUUCAACGUUUUCCGAUGUGACCGAAGCUCUCUUAACAGUGACAAAAAAUCGUUUGGUGGCGUAUUGAUCGCCGUCUCGAAACAAUAUCCAUGUGCUCUACUGCAAACCUCACACGGCAUCCAUCUCGAACAGGUAUGCGUGAGUACCGUCAUUCACGGUUUGAGAAUUCUGCUUUGUGCUCUGUACGUUCCUCCAAAUUUGAGUUCCGACGUGGCUGUUAUCGAUAGGCAUAUUGCUUCUAUUGCGGAGCUGUGUGACAAAAAGUCAGCGGGUGAUAUCGUUCUAGUUUGCGGCGACUUCAACCAACCACUGAAAUCAUCCGAGAUUCAGGCGGUGGAAGGAAGGAAAAUCUCUCUGCCGUGCCCAUUAUCGGCUCCGUCCAGGGACAAGGUUUACAUGGUGCUUUGGUUCAAGGACGACGCUGGCAUCCCAUUGUACAGUUUCGACGUUCGAGGGAAACCUCUGCAGCAAGCUCGCCAUUGGUCAGCACCGGAAAGUUUUGGUCCACGAGCUCAUUUCAACACCGACACGGAUCCUGCGACGCUGGACAUACAGGAUGUUCGACGACAUGACGAGGGUGUCUAUCGCUGUCGAGUUGACUUUCGUACCAGUCAAACGCAGAGCUUUCGAUACAAUCUCAGCAUCAUUAUUCUUCCCGAGCAUCCGGUAGUACUAAACCAAUGGGGUCAACAACUCAACAGCUCCAAACUGGGUCCCAAGGAGGAGAGCGAUGACAUUGUCCUGACCUGCCGGGUCGUAGGUGGUCGUCCCCAACCAUCGGUCAAGUGGCUUAUCAACGGCAUCCUAGUGGAUGAACAGUACGAACACAACUCCGGUGACGUAAUCGAAAAUCGGCUCCUCUGGCCGGCAAUCCAGCGUUCCGAUCUGAACUCGGUAUUUACCUGCCAAGCAACCAACACCCAGCUGGCGGAACCAAAGGAAAGCAGUUACGUGCUGGAUUUGCACUUGAAACCACUCAGCGUGAAGAUAGUAAACCCACCGACACCACUGGUUGCCGAUCGCCGAUACGAAAUAUCCUGCGAGAGUGUUGGUUCCAGACCAAAUGCGAUUAUAACUUGGUACAAAGGAAAGCGACAAUUACGCCGGACGAAAGAGGAAAUUCUCAAUAAUACCACUCGGUCCGAGCUUUGCUUUGUACCAACUACUGAAGACGACGGUAAGCUGAUAACAUGUCGAGCGGAGAACCCAAAUGUCACUGGAUUGUUCUUGGAAACCUCGUGGAAAAUUGAAGUAGUGUAUCCACCUAUUGUCUCGCUGCGGCUCGGUUCGACACUCUCGGCGGAGGACAUCAAGGACGGUGACGAUGUUUACUUCGAGUGUCACGUUCAGGCCAAUCCUCCGUGGAGGAAAUUACACUGGCUACAUGACGGCAUAAUGAUAACUCAUAACGCUUCCGCCAGGGUUAUCCGCUCAAACCAGAGCCUGGUGCUGCAGAAGGUAAACCGUAACUCGUCCGGAAAUUACUCGUGCAGUGCAAUCAAUGCCGAGGGUGAAACGGUCAGCAAUCAGCUGGCGCUGCGGAUCAAAUAUGCUCCGGUGUGUGCGACGGAAAAAAUCAUCAUCGUGGGAGCUUUUCGCAGUGAAUCUCUGCACAUCCCGUGCGAGGUACACGCUGACCCUCCGCCGCGGCAGUUCUAUUGGAAAUUUAACAACUCGGGCGAAACAUUAGAAAUAACCAAAGAGCGGUUUGUUAAAAACGGCUCACUGAGCGUGCUAAACUACACGCCCGUUUCCGAUCAGGACUACGGUACGCUGACCUGCUGGGGACAGAACGAGGUGGGCCUACAGCAGUGGCCCUGCUUCUUUCAGGUUGUACUAGCUGGUUUGCCAUCGACAGUGAAAAACUGCACGAUAAACAAUCAAACGCAGAACUCAGUGGAAGUGCAGUGCCUGGCCGGGUAUGACGGCGGUUUACCGCAGAUUUUCAUGCUCGAGCUUGUUUCCAGUCGGACGGGAAGACUGCGAUACAAUGUAACUAACCCGGAUGAGCCGUAUUUUGUGAUCGAAUCACUAGAAUCUCUAAUCCACUACAGCAGCUACGAUGAUCUUAGCGAUGAUAAUGCAUUCAAAGCUGUCAUAUAUGCUGUUAACCAGAAAGGAAGAAGCCAGGGUAUAGUGAUCAAGGACUUUUUCCUCGAAACUACUAUUACGGAGAACCGAGCUGGUAAGUGCGCCUCUCAAAUUCUAACGAGUAACUCAUUAGAUAGUAUUUCGCCUAUUCUGUUUGGUGUUUUGCUCACACUGUUAAUACUGUGCUUUGUAAUUUUUGUACGAGUUUACUACAUAAAAAUAACAACCACAUCCUCAACUAUUACGAACGCCAGCAGUGAUUUGGUUGGUAACACCAAACAGCAUACUUCAAAGCAGGAUCAGUCUUCCAAGAAAAACUCCAAACAGAGCCCACGGUGGCAGCAUGGGGGUGGAGGAUCCGGUCUCGGAGGCCCAGGCGCAGGAACCGGUGACCAUCACCAGCACCAGCAGCAGCAGCAGCAGCAGCACGGCGGAGGAAUAGGCACUAAGGACGGCAAGUUCGAUCAAACGGAUGACGACAGGGGCGAUCCGGACGUGAUUCCGGCGCAGUACGGUGAGGUAUCGAACGAAGGCGAAGAUUCCAGUUUCAAUUCAUCCAAAUGGCCUAAUGGGAACUACUACGACCGAUACCCGAGCCAUGAUAUACGGCCUACGGAGCUGCUGAUACCCCCGACGGGCAGGACUCAUCUCAUCGGAGGCGUCGGAGUCAGUCUAGGUAGCAGCACGACAUCCACGCCGGUGGUAAAUCAAUUACAUCCGAACAUUAACCAAUGUGGCGAUCCGCCGGCCAGUCUCAAGCUUCACGGUGCGUUCUACACAUCGUCGGGCCUUCCGGCAGGACCUGGUCCGACGAUAGCGCUGUAUGGUAGCGGUGCCGGCGGAAUCGGCAUCGGUACCGGUCACCAUCAAUCAAUUCCCAACGGAGGGCCGGAAAGUGCCAUCGGCAGCAGUGUUGCGACCGGCAGCACCGGAGCACAAGAGGUUAAUCCGAAUGAUUACGACAUCAAUGUACAUACCAUCAAAAAUAUGCUAAUGACCACUAGGGUACCAGAGAGCUGCGUUUAG
Molecule: messenger RNA, 3846 nt
Organism: Sabethes cyaneus
Lineage: Eukaryota; Metazoa; Arthropoda; Insecta; Diptera; Culicidae
Exons: 18
Coding region: 1-3846 (1281 amino acids)
Molecular function (GO): catalytic activity
Source: RefSeq, a predicted model, not a curated record